Messenger RNA from Kluyveromyces lactis, 1803 nucleotides. It is a transcript of the gene TPA1, whose product is annotated as oxidative DNA demethylase. The record is from RefSeq and is a predicted model, not a curated record. Gene Ontology annotation, cellular component: cytoplasm. Gene Ontology annotation, biological process: peptidyl-proline hydroxylation; regulation of translational termination. Bases 1 to 1803 code for a protein of 600 amino acids. Gene Ontology annotation, molecular function: L-ascorbic acid binding; peptidyl-proline dioxygenase activity; iron ion binding. The transcript has a single exon. Lineage: Eukaryota; Fungi; Ascomycota; Saccharomycetes; Saccharomycetales; Saccharomycetaceae.
AUGACUGUCGUUGAGAGUAAGAGACCUGCUGAAGAGACCGCAUUGGGAAGCGACGAGAAGGUAAGAUUGCUAGAGAGUUCAAAGGCUGUUGGUUCUUUCAACUCUAAGAUAUGGGAUAAAUCAUUCCAGGACGACUUGAGACAAGAGAUUAAAAAUGCUCAACCUUAUAAUUGGGGUACUAUUCGUGAUCUAGUGGAUCCAAACUUGCUGCAAGAAGUCAGAAGAGAGAUUGAGACCUCGAUCCAUUUCACACAAAAGGAAACGGAUAUCUAUAAAGUGAACCAAUCUGGAGAUUUGGCAAACUUGUCUGGGUUAGAUGAUGCAGAUCUGUCAAAGCUACCUAGUUUAGUUAAAUUACGUGAGCUUUUGUAUUCCGAGAAGUACAGAGAUUUCAUAGCAUACGUGACACAAUCUGGGAAACUAUCUGGGUCCAAGACGGACAUCAGUAUUAAUACAUAUACCAAGGGUUGUCAUUUAUUGACGCAUGAUGAUGUUAUUGGAUCUAGAAGGGUGUCUUUCAUUUUGUACUUGCCUGAACCUGAAAGAGUAUGGAAAGAGCAUUACGGUGGUGGACUAAGGUUGUUUCCCAGUAUUGUUCCAAAUGUUCCAUUUAGUGACCAUUCAGCCAAAUUAGUUCCUCAGUUUAACCAAAUUGCCUUCUUUAAAGUUCAGCCGGGUUUCUCGUUCCAUGACGUUGAAGAAGUGAAAGUUGAUAAGCAUAGAUUAUCCAUACAAGGAUGGUACCACAUACCGCAAGAAGGUGAGCCUGGUUAUACACCAGGUGAAGAAGAGGAAUGGAUAAAAACCAAUAUUAGUACCCUGUCUCAGCUAGUUAAUAGUCCCUUACAGGAUUAUGAGUUUCCAAAGAUUGAUAGAACACCUUUAUCACACUAUGAAUCUGGUAAAUUGGAUAGAACUGAUGAUCUUUUAACUGAAGAUGAUAUCACUUUUCUGUCGAAAUUUUUGAACCCAGAGCACUUGACUACUGAAUCUAUGAGGAAAAUAAGCGAUAAAUUUGUUGAAGAUUCUUUCAUUAAUAUCGAAUCGUUCUUAAAUGAUGAAUAUUCUUCAUUGUUGAAGAAACUCAUUAUGGAUAAAGAGUUUAACUAUGACUGUCCUUACGAAAGCGUCAAUGUAAGACACCCAUGGAAAACUUCUUUACCACCUCAUAAAUGGAGAUAUUUAUAUAUCGACGGCAAAUCAUACACUAAUUUUAGAAACGAAGAAGAUAUUAAGAAGGCUUUGAACAAUCCAGAACUCCCUAAUUUUCAUCAGCUUUUGAGUUCCUUUGCAGACAAGGAAGAAUUUAACUGCGAAGCUAAGCUAUGUGAACUAGCAAUAUUCUUGCAAAGCAUUUCAUUCAAAAAAUGGAUCGUGCAAUUGACAAAACUAGUUAUCUUAAGUGAGCAACUUCUCAUCAGAAGAUUCAGGCCAGGUAAGGAUUUCACUCUAGCCACAACCACCGAAGUCAACGAAUUAUUGAAAACGAUUCCUGGCUUUGUAGAAGCCAUCCUAGAAUGCACACUUUGCUUAACACCAAGCAAAGGAUGGGAUUCUGGCGAAGUUGGUGGAUAUGAACUCUACAUGAACAACCAAGAUGACGACGAAGAUGACGAUGCUGCAAUUUAUAGAGCUGACGACGAUGGAGACUCCGUCUUAAUUAACAAACCAGCAAGUUGGAAUUCUUUAAACUUGGUGUUGCGAGACGAAAAUGUUUUACAGUUCAUCAAGUAUGUUAGUUGGGCUGCUAAAUCAAGCAGAUGGGAUAUUUCUUUGCAAUGGGAUGUAAAGUCAGAGGAGUAA